AUGGCACUUAACAUUCGACGAAGUACUGACGAAGAAAUACGAGACAACGGACAUGACGCUGACCUGCUAUGCGGACGAUACACUUAUCCUGGUAGAGGGCAAAACGGCCCAGGAAACCGCAAGGAAGGUAACACGGGCGGCGAAGGAGGAAUAUAUCUCGAUAGCAAGCUGAGUUUCUCGACACAUCUGGAGAAGAGUACGAACAAGACCAUAGGGACCAUGAAAAAAAUCGGAAGAAUAAUGCCUAACAUCGGCGAACCACGACAGACCAGGAGACGACUCUUGGCGCGGGUAGGGGAGUCAAUCGCCUUUUACGGCGCACAGAUAUGGGGCAAAGAGACGAUCAAGGAUGCGAGGGCCAAAAAACUCCGUGACGUACACAGGGUCUGCGCGAAGAGAGUGUCCUCAGCCUACAGGACGGUGUCAAACACAGCCUUGGCGGUGGUUGCAAGAAUACAGCCCCUGGAGCUAACCGCGCAACAGAGGAGCCGGCAAUGGGAGUGCGAGAGGAGGAUCCUGAAGGCGGGCAACGACCUACCAAGGACAGAGCGUAAAGCGAUUCACAAACAUGAGGGAAAGUACGCUGCGACAUGGACCUUGCAACAAUGGAAGAACAGAUGGGCAAGCAUCACUACCACCAGCCAGUGGACGAAGCGACUAAUAGGAAACCUGGAACCAUGGUUGAAGCGGAAGCAUGAAGAAGGUAGCUAUCAACUCCCGCAAGCCCUAACCGGACACGGGCCUUUUAACCAUUAUGAGAUGCUCGUCAUUAACCAUAAAUUGCAUUAA
Neodiprion fabricii is the source of this 789-nucleotide messenger RNA. RefSeq lists its product as uncharacterized. The transcript has 2 exons. Bases 1 to 789 code for a protein of 262 amino acids. The record is from RefSeq and is a predicted model, not a curated record. Lineage: Eukaryota; Metazoa; Arthropoda; Insecta; Hymenoptera; Diprionidae.